Pyrgilauda ruficollis (rufous-necked snowfinch) is the source of this 1667-nucleotide messenger RNA. RefSeq names its product SH3 domain containing GRB2 like, endophilin B1 (gene SH3GLB1). Lineage: Eukaryota; Metazoa; Chordata; Aves; Passeriformes; Passeridae. The transcript has 9 exons. Gene Ontology annotation, molecular function: protein binding. Gene Ontology annotation, biological process: membrane organization. The record is from RefSeq and is a predicted model, not a curated record. Gene Ontology annotation, cellular component: cytoplasm; membrane. Bases 197 to 1297 code for a protein of 366 amino acids.
GCAGUCUAGGGCCGGGGCGGGGCGGCCGCCGGUGCCGCUCACCCGGCCGAUCCGGGCCCUGGGCUGACGCCGCGGCCCCGCCAAUCCGCUGCGGUCGGGCCGGGCCCGGCACCGCCCCCGGCGGCUCCCACAGGGACGGGCCGGAGCGGCCGCCGCCGCCGCGGGUGCCUGGGCUGAGUCAGCGCCCCCGCCCAAGAUGAACAUCAUGGAUUUCAAUGUGAAGAAGCUGGCGGCUGACGCGGGCACCUUCCUGAGCCGCGCCGUGCAGUUCACAGAAGAAAAGCUUGGUCAGGCAGAGAAGACUGAACUGGAUGCUCAUCUGGAGAACCUUCUCAGCAAAGCAGAAUGCACUAAAUUAUGGACAGAAAAAAUAAUGAAACAAACAGAAGUAUUAUUGCAGCCAAAUCCAAAUGCCAGAAUAGAAGAAUUUGUCUACGAGAAGCUGGACCGCAAAGCACCAAGUCGCAUGAAUAACCCAGAGUUAUUAGGCCAGUAUAUGAUUGAUGCUGGGAAUGAGUUUGGCCCAGGAACAGCCUAUGGAAAUGCACUCAUUAAAUGUGGAGAAACACAAAAGCGAAUUGGGGCAGCAGACAGAGAACUCAUUCAAACUUCUGCUAUAAACUUUCUCACUCCCCUAAGAAACUUUAUUGAAGGAGACUACAAAACCAUUACUAAAGAACGUAAACUGUUACAAAAUAAAAGACUGGAUUUGGAUGCUGCAAAAACCAGACUGAAGAAAGCAAAAGUUGCAGAAGCUCGAGCUGCAUCUGAACAGGAGGUGCGAAUUACUCAGAGUGAGUUUGACCGUCAAGCAGAGAUUACCAGACUGCUGCUGGAAGGCAUCAGCAGCACACAUGCACAUCAUCUCCGCUGUCUGAAUGACUUUGUGGAAGCUCAGAUGACCUACUAUGCACAAUGUUACCAAUAUAUGUUGGAUCUCCAGAAACAACUUGGAAGUUUUCCAUCUACUUUCCUCUCUAACAACAAUCAGUCUUCCACAACUCCUGUGCAGAGUGUUUCUUCUCCCUCAGUCUUGGCCUCAGCCUCUGCUUCAUUGCCUUCAGUAAGCAAUUCAAUGGUUACUUCAGGCCUCAGUGAACUGAAGUCAUCAAGUGGCAGCAGAAAAGCAAGAGUUCUCUAUGAUUAUGAUGCUGCAAACAGCAGUGAAUUAUCUCUACUUGCAGAUGAGGUGAUAACAGUGUACAGUAUCCCUGGCAUGGAUUCAGACUGGCUGAUGGGUGAAAGGGGAAAUCAGAAAGGCAAAGUGCCUAUUACUUAUUUAGAACUGCUAAACUAAAUGGUUGGCCGGAAUAGAGACUGUCAAUUAUGGCAACAGCAUAUUUAUAUACAAUUAACGUUAUGUAAGCAGGUUUAUGUGUCUUCCAUGUUAUUGUCUUGAGGGACAAAUACCAGCCAUUAAAAACUGGCUUUUCUGCCAGCAUGGUUGCACGGUCAAUACUCUAUUCAAACUUAAUGUGUUUAAAGCUUUUACUUCAUGUGCCAAGAACGUUUCCUACAGAUUUGUUUCUACUGAAGUUUUCACUAAUACAAGCUUCUACUUUUGAGUAAUCUAGAUUGAAAGCAGGAGGUACUUUCUUGUUUUCUACUGAAAUUUUUCAUUAAUGGCAAAGCUUUUCUUCACAUAAAAUAAACUUAUUGUGAACUGA